Messenger RNA from Penaeus indicus, 3011 nucleotides. RefSeq lists its product as uncharacterized. The record is from RefSeq and is a predicted model, not a curated record. NCBI's taxonomy places the organism in Eukaryota, Metazoa, Arthropoda, Malacostraca, Decapoda, Penaeidae. The transcript has 5 exons. The coding region runs from base 338 to 1117 and encodes 259 amino acids.
CUGCUCACGAGACACACACGUAUCCGCGCGCAACCACACAGCCUCACUCCUACCCCACGCAUUCCAUACCCGUGGUUAACGUUUGCGCUUGUGGGAGUUAAUUGUGAUCUGAAAAGAUUUUGAUUUAUACUGAUCUUGUGCUUUUCGCGGAAGUCUGGAUAACCUGGAUGUGUUUAACGGAAAAUUGAUAUAAGAGCUUGCGGCCGCUGGUUAGCGCGAGUGUUCUCCUCACACCAGCACCAUUACUCCCCGGCCGCUACCCCGGGUCUCCCGCUACCCGGCCUCUCCUGGCGCUUCAACUGCCGGCGGAGGAGCCCCGUGCAGCGCCCCCGCCAGGAUGCACCAAACAGCCGUGCCUUCGGCCGUGUGGCAGCGAAGGACCAACAAGAUCAUCGCCGCAGGCAUUACCAUUAUUGGCCUUACCAUGAUGCUCUCCCUCAUACCACAGUGCAUUUACAUCGGCGUAGUUUUUGUCGCCUGCGCCCUCAUAUGGCUGGGCUGGAUGACGAUGAAGGAGAAGAAGGUGGAGCCGCCCCGGCCCGAGGGCCAGCACCCCGCGUCGCCCGUGCUCUUUCUCGUCGCCUCGCACCAUCUCCGUCAGUCGUCUCGAGGUCCCACGCUGCCGGAUCCAGAGGACAAGCCGCCUAGCUACGAGCAGAUCCUGAAGCUAGACGGCCUUCCUCCGGACUAUUACUCAGUCCUGAGCGAGAAGCCGCCCAGAUACGAGGACCUGAGUCCAACCUUAGGCUGGGGAGCCUGCGCUCUGCCUGUGGAAUUUUACGCAGCGGAUCUUCCAUGUGUCCACUCGUCAACUCACAGUUCAUCUCCAGAGUCUCCAGUUUCACUUGAAGUUCCUACGCAUGCAGAAUCAACUUCUUCAUUUUUACAAGGUCUUCCUUCUUCUUGGUCAACUCAAUCAGUCCUUCCAUCCUCCUACAGUAGUAAUCAGGCUUUUGGCACAGAAAAUCCUGCCUUUAGUAGCCAAAGCUUGAAUAACGGCAUAUCAGAAAGUAGUAAUGUCAAGGCAGGUGCUGAAACUGCUCCGGUCGAAGGGGAAAGAAGAGACACAGAGAAGGAUGAGGAAAACAAACUUAAUGCAGAUUUCAGUAACAUUUGAGCUACUGUAUAAUACUGUAGAAUAUUUGCCUACAUAAAAACUGUUGGCUAUGAGGCCGUCCUUCUAGUGAUAAAGUGUCAUACUUGCACUAGAUUCAUGUGGAAGUUACCUUCAUGAUUAAUCCUAGAUAAGCCCAAAAGUCUGAAAAUGGUGCUUCUUUAUGCUUAAAAAGCUUGUCUUGUGGACUGCUCAUAUUAUGUAUAUUUUGGGAGGCAUUAAGGCAAGUCAAAGAGCGAUGGUGGUGACUACAAUGAGCUUGUGUAUUUAUUAUUGCAUCAGAUACCUCUUAACAUUCUAUGGAGAUUUAAGUCAUGCAUGAUAGGUUUCUGAAAGUUUUAAUUAUCUUCAUAAUUGCACUGGAUAGUGAAUUAAUGAUAGAGCUUCUAAGGUUUAUGUAAGGAUUUGACCCCUAUGCAUUCAAGUUCCUAGAACCUUUGUUUACCAAGAUAAUAUGAUGGCAGAGCAAUAUGUUUUUUAUAGUGCCAUGUCAUCAUACAUAGAAAAUAUAGAAUUGUAAAAAAAGCCUAUGAAAAGAAGUUUGUUGAAAGGAAUGUCAGAAGAUUAAUUAGGUUAAAGAAGACAUUUUAUGUUGACUAACAGUCAAAAUUAUUUUAACUUGCUAAACCAUGAACUUGUAUAUAUUUUAGCUUUCACAAAUGAAUUUACUGAUAUGAUUCAAAGACUUGGUAAGUCAUAUAUUUAGAUAGUGAAGAGAGGUAUGUCAGAAAUAGGUAUUGUCACAAACUAUCAUUGCCUGACAUUUUUAGCUUAAUAUGGCACCUACAAAGGGAUAAAUACUAGUCACAGAACUUGUUUCCCGUAAAUAUGACCACGCAUAAUCAGGCUUGCAGGAGAAAAGUAUCACAAUUCAGGGAAAUGAUGUUUCCAAGAUCUGUAAUCAUAUCGUUAAUAUUAGGGAAGCUGAUGUAUAGCUUGAUAAUAAUGGUAUGUUUUCCUUCUAUGGGAAUCAGGCAAAGUUUGCAUAGUUGAUUUUUUUUUUAUUUACUCAAUUAUAUGUAUUAUAGUUUCCUUACCUUGAUGCUUAGGGAAUGAACAAAUGAUUUACUUUCAUUUUUUGCUAUUAGGGUUACCAUGUUACUGUGAUAACUUGACUGUGGCAACCAAUGGGCACAUUAAUAGAGUUGUCACAGUGACUAUAUAUAUGUUAACAGGACUGCUAUAGUAACCACAUACGGUUAGGAUUCAGCAAAGUCGGCUAAGAGCGUUUAGAAAGCAAGCAUAAUGCAGCACCUCUCCAGAUACUCAUAUGAAGGAAGUGUAGUUUUACACCAUCGACUCUUGCAUUGUUAUUUAAUUCAAACCUUGAUAUUGUGAUCUGCAAUAAUGAUAAUCACAAUUGUUUAAGGUCAGUAUUGUAUACAAUAUACCAUCUUUGGUAGCACCAAGUUGCUCAUAUUUCUUUUUAACUCAUUUUUAUCUAGAAUCUAUCAUUAGCCUACAAACCAAAGAUUCCUUAGUUUUCUGUUAAUUUGUUGUGAAAUCAGGAUGAUUAAAAAUGAGUAAAUUUCAAAUGUAAUAUUUUGUUGCUCAUUUUUAAUGUAUUGUAUUUGCUUUAACAAUGAGUGGAAGUAUUCCCAUAAUUAAGCUUUUACUAUAAAAGUGCUUUUCGAUUAGAGGCAGGUAGAUGGCAGAAAUAUACUCAAAUCAUCCUGUUCUCAUAGUUUUUUUAAGAAGGAAUUAAUCCGUCAAUCCUUUUUGGAACUGUUAUCUAUAUCAGGUAGAGCUAUGCCUGUACAAUACAGAUAACAUGAUGCCCAUAGAACAAAAAGGUUCUCAGUUCGUAUGGGCUUGUGUGGUUCCUUCCCAGUUCUGUGUACUUACAUGUGAUAUUGCAUAUUUUUAUAGGUCCUUUAUACAUUAAAAAUAUAAAUCU